AUGAUUGCCAAUCAAUUUAGUAUAUAUUUAUUACUAUUAUUAUUUUAUAUAUCAUAUGUACAAUCUCAAACAUGUGAUUUUAGUUCAGAUGAAUCACGUUUUGAUUGUUUUCCUGAAUCAAAUGUAACUGCUGAUAGUUGUUUAAAUCGUGGUUGUUGUUGGCGUUUACCUCAAAAUAGUUCAGUUAAAAAUUCAUUUCUCGAUAUUGGUGUACCAUAUUGUUAUUAUCCAAAAAAUUUUUCAACAUAUUCUCUUAUAUCAAAAGAAGCAACAUCAUUUGGACUACGUUUAAUUAUUAAUAAAACACAAAAAGCCUAUAUACCAAAUGAAAUAUUAGAAUUAACAGUUGAUUUAAUAUAUGAAACAUCUACACGUUUUCGUUUACGAAUAUAUGAUUCAAAAGUAAAACGUUAUGAAGUACCAUUAAAUGUACCAAAUGUUUCGACACGUGUAGAUAAUACAGAUUAUGAUGUUGGAAUUAAAGAUAUACCAUUUUCUAUUCGUGUGACAAGAAAAUCAAACGGUGCUGUAUUGUUUGAUUCAAGCGUAGCGCCAAUAAUAUAUGCUGAUCAGUUUAUAAAAUUUUCUAGUAGUUUAUCUAGUCCUUAUGGUGAACAUCAAUCAUCAUUACUAAUAAAUAUUACCUCCGAUUGGCGUAAAAUGACCUUUUGGACUCGUGAUUUUCCUCCCAUUCAAAAUUUUAAUCUAUAUGGUGUACAUCCAUUUCAUAUGAAUAUAGAAACAGGAGCAACAAAUGAUUUUCAUGGACAAUUUUUGCUUAACUCAAAUGCAAUGGAUAUUAAUUUACAACCUCUUCCUGCAAUCACCUAUACAACAAUUGGUGGUAUUAUUGAUUUAUACAUUUUUACGGGUCCAUCAGCAGCAGAUGUUAUUUCACAAUAUUGGGACGUAAUCGGCAAACCAACAAUGCCUCCCUAUUGGUCAUUGGGUUUUCAUUUAUGUCGAUAUGGUUAUAAUAGUAUUGAUAAACUUCGCACUGUUAUUCAACGAAUGAAAGAUGCUCAGUUUCCUUAUGAUGUGCAAUGGACCGAUAUUGAUGCUAUGGAUAGUCGAUUAGAUUUUACAUAUGAUAAAGUAAAUUAUAAUGGUCUACCUGAAUUAGUACGUUUUUUGCAAUCGCAAGGCAUGUUUUACGUGAACAUAAUUGAUCCUGGUAUAAGUUCGACGCAACAAACGGGUACCUAUCUUCCAUAUGAUAACGGCUUAAAAUAUAGAAUUUUCAUAACGAAGUAUAAUUCGAGUGAUCCAGUUAUUGGCCGGGUUUGGCCUGGUGCAGUAGCAUUCCCUGAUUUCACAAAUCCCGCUGCACAAGAAUGGUGGACGGAAAUUGUAGCAACAUUUCAUGAGAUCAUUCCAUUUGACGGUCUCUGGAUUGAUAUGAAUGAGCCUAGCAAUUUCGUUGAUGGAUCAGAAGAAGGUUGCACAAGUUCACCGUUGGACAAUCCGCCCUUUACUCCGAUUAAUGCUUUAAAAAAGAUCAGAAAUAAACGACCAUUUAUUCUUUCUCGAUCAACAUUUGCUGGUUCGGGAAAAUAUGCGUUUCACUGGACAGGAGAUAAUAGAGCCACAUGGGAUGAUAUGUACUUUUCAAUACCAAGCAUAAUUAACUUUAAUAUGUUUGGGAUUCCGUUGAUCGGACCUGAUAUUUGUGGUUUUGGGCUUGAUACGACAGAAGAAUUGUGUACCAGAUGGAUGCAACUUGGCGCCUUCUAUCCGUUCAUGAGAAAUCACAAUGAUCUUGGACAAAAAGAUCAAGAUCCCGCAGCGUUUAGUUGGGAAUCUCAACAGAUAAUGAAACAAGCACUACUAACACGAUAUUCGUUAUUACCAUUUUGGUAUACAUUAUUUCAUAAAGCUAAUGCAACAAGCUCAACGGUUAUACAACCGUUAGUUUUUGAAUUUCCAAAUGAUAAAAAUACAUUUGGUAUUGACGAACAGUAUUUAAUUGGACGAGCAAUUUUAGUGUCACCUGUUUUGGAGUCGCAAAAGACAAUUCUUACUGCUUAUAUUCCCGAUGAUGUAUGGUAUGAGUUCCCAUCUGGUUAUAAACUAUCUAGUUCAGGAACCUAUGUCAAUCUCGAUGCUCCACUGGAAAAAAUUAAUCUUCAUUUACGUGGUGGUUUUAUAAUUCCGAUGCAAGCACCAGGACCAAAUUUAAUUAUUGGUCGUAAAAAUCCAUUACAAUUAAUUAUUUCUCUUUCAUCAACAGCAACAGCUAGUGGCUCGUUAUUCUAUGAUGAUGGUGAUUCAUUAAAUGUUCUUGAAACAAAGAUGUACAGUUAUUUUGAAUUUUCUCUGGCAAUGAACGUUCUAUCAAUCAAUGGUAUUGUCACAAACUACCAGAAUAUGCCACCUUUGGAUAUUGUAAAAUUUCUUGGUGUUAUGAAACAACCUACCAGUGUUAUGGUUAAUGGUAAACCUUACUCUAGUAUUUUGUAUAAUAUACCAGAUCAAAUUCUACUUGUUUAUGGUCUCGAUCUUGAUUUAUUUGCUAAACAAAAUCAAACAAUUGAAUGGAUCGAUUAG
Messenger RNA from Didymodactylos carnosus, 2547 nucleotides. The record is from the annotation of a GenBank genome assembly. NCBI's taxonomy places the organism in Eukaryota, Metazoa, Rotifera, Eurotatoria, Philodinida, Philodinidae.